AUGCAGCCAUGUAAGUACUACCUCUAUCUCCACAGACCACUGCUUUCAGUGCGACUGAAGACCCGGAAACUUCGGGGCCACAUGAGCCACGGCCACGGCCGCAUCGGCAAGCACAGGAAGCACCCAGGGGGCCACGGUAAUGCUGGCAGCCUGCAUCAUCACAGGAUCAACUUCGACAAAUAUCACCCAGGCUACUUUGGGAAAGUGGGUAUGAGACAUUACCACUUAAAGGGGAACCAGAGCUUCUGCCCAACUGUCCGCCUCGAUAAACUGUGGGCCCUGGUCAGUGAGCAGACACGGGGAAAUGCUGUCAAGAGCAAGACUGCAGCUGCUCCGUCACUGGUGUGGUGCGAUCGGCUACUACAAAGUUCUGGGGCAGGGAAAGCUCCAAAGCAGCCUGUCACCGUGACGGCCCAGUUCUUCAGCAGAAGAGCUGAGGAGAAGAUGGAGGGUGUUGGUGGGGCCUGUGUCCUGGUGGCUUGAA
Myotis davidii is the source of this 484-nucleotide messenger RNA. RefSeq names its product 60S ribosomal protein L27a-like. Bases 1 to 483 code for a protein of 160 amino acids. Gene Ontology annotation, molecular function: structural constituent of ribosome. The record is from RefSeq and is a predicted model, not a curated record. Gene Ontology annotation, cellular component: cytosolic large ribosomal subunit. NCBI's taxonomy places the organism in Eukaryota, Metazoa, Chordata, Mammalia, Chiroptera, Vespertilionidae. The transcript has 2 exons.